GAGACUUUCACCGGACGCCAAAUAACCUACAAGUUUUGGUAAAACAAUUGCUAAAAACAAAAAGACCGAAAUCUAGGGCUUCUUCGCGUGCGUGUGAUGUGGCGCAAAGGUUUUUUUAACGACUAGGGUCCGAUCGUUAAUUGAAAAACGACCCAGUUGUUCAAUGCGGGACAACGAUCGAGACCACAACAAAGAGAUGAGUAUCAUCAGACGCAUAUUAUCUCAUCUCACCACUCUACUCUCUUUUCCUUUUUUUUUUUUUGUUUUUAAUUCAUCUUGAACAGUGUAGCCCUGUACGUGUUGAACACGAGAACUAGAAAGGCGUUGGCGUCACAGUCGAGCAGAUGAGAAGUCACCGAGUCAACGAGGAAAGCCGAGUUAUAUCAUUCGUGUGAAUCGUCUAUAGUUUGUGCGCGUGUAUCCACUCGUCGAGCGAAACUGCAAAGAAGAAGAAGAAGAAGAAAAAAAAGGCAAUAGCUGGCAAUUCGGUGUGGCCUGCAGUCUCUGUCCAGCCUCCGUAGCCAUUGAAUAAAAAAAAACUGAACUGCCGGCCGGCCAUCAGUUUUUACUUUACGCAAACUGUUCCCAAAUUAACGCCAAAAAUGCGCCAAUCCAGUCUGUUCCUCUCGGCCAUAAUAGGCGUUUGCAUCUUUGUCUCUUUCACUUCAGCAGGUGUUUUAGAUUCGCUUUCCAAGAAGAAGAAAUCGCCAUCGAAAUCGAUAACCGGCCAUAGGGAAUGGCCUUCCAACAGCUCAUCAACGGUCGUGCCAACUGCUGACGGUGGUCAACUGAAAGUUGACUUGUGUGAGGCAAACAUCGUUAUCCCCUUGACCUCACAACGCGCAGCCAAGCGGAAUUUCACCGUCAAAUCGACGCAGUUUCCGUUCAAACGCUCUACACCUCUCAUCUGCUCCUGGAAUGUCAAGGUGAGUAAGAGCUGUCGUCGUGGUCUAGUCACCAUGUCCAUCAACGAACGGAGUCGAUUGGCCGGCGAUCAAGGAUGUCUCAACGGAUACUACACUGUCUCGCCGAUCAUGGAUGACAUCAAAAUUUGUGGCCGUGUCAAUUUCGUUCCGGCCUUGCAGUGGUACGUCGAAGACCAACAACUCGAAGUCACCGUUCAUUUGAAACACGUCGGACUCGACGACGGCUACUCCGAGGGUUUGGCUUUCACCUUGUCGGGUGAAUGCCUCAAUGAGCAAUCGGACAUGACGAAAAACAAAGCAUCUAAAACGUACAGUCAUUGGCUGCAACAAGUUGCCAGUCAGUCCUUGAAGUUUGGCGUCCCUACCGUCGCCUUACCGGACGGACUCGAUUUGGAAAGCAUUCUAAAUGAUUCUGAAUCUGAAACGGAAGAUGAAUUGGUCGACGUGUCGACCACGACCGCGUCCCCCAAUGUGACGGACAAAAAACCACCCAAGAAAAACGGCGUGGACUUUGACCUGGAAACGCCGUGGCAUCUGCUCAAAAACCAAUCAGCGCCCACUGCAGCCCCAUCUCCGGUGAGAAAUAGCCCGAAACCCCAGCCACCGGCUGCCAACACCACCAACUCAGAGCCCCACCCGAUCAUUCAUCUGACAUACCAAACGCUUAAUCAAUCAAUCCCAUCAACAAGUGCCCCAAAGAAGGUCUCGAUUCCCACGAAAUCUCCUGCCAAACCAGCUGCUCUUACCGAUUUGUUCAAUCUCGAAACUCCUUGGCAUGUCCUUAAAAAUCAGUCGGUGAUGGCGACAGUGCCACCUCCAAAAAAGAAUGGCACAAACUCCUCCCAUGCUCAAACGGUGGAGUUAAUCCUGUGGACUUGAACUUGGACAUCAUCUUUUAGUAUUUUAAUCGUCUUCUCUAAAAUACUUUAAUUGCUUAGAAUUUAUUUAAACUUGCACGACCAACCAAACGCGCGAGUGUCGGUUGGCCUAGUUAUUGAUUGUUGGCAUAAAAUUAUCGUUUAAUAGCAAAUACGAAGAUGAAAUAUCGAAAGCAAUAAACGCAAAAAUGAAUGAA
This is a messenger RNA of Daphnia magna, 2001 nucleotides long. RefSeq lists its product as uncharacterized. Bases 603 to 1805 code for a protein of 400 amino acids. Lineage: Eukaryota; Metazoa; Arthropoda; Branchiopoda; Diplostraca; Daphniidae. The transcript is spliced from 7 exons. The record is from RefSeq and is a predicted model, not a curated record.